UGUCUUUUCCAGCUUCACCUGUUCAGCCCGGCUAGCCCUGCGAAGGACAAUGCGCCUCAGAUAGAUGCCGGACCUCCACUUGAUCGCACGCAUGUCCACCGACGCGGCUCCGACAUAAGCCCGGGGUCCUGCCCGAACCAUGGGGCCCACGGAGAUUCCGGUUCGGCUGCUGGGGGCGUUCUGGUUCGGCUGCGCUCUGCUCUGCGCAGGCUGCAGUGAGCAGGUGGAGGUCCACACGGAGCGCAGGGGGGUCAUCUACAGCCCCUCCUGGCCUCUAAACUAUCCCCCGGGGGUCAACUGUAGCUGGCGCAUCCAGGGAAGUCAAGGGGAGGUCAUCACCAUCAGUUUUCGUAACUUUGACAUGGCGGAGUCGGGGAAAUGUCUGGGAGACUGGCUGCUUCUGGCCCCCACCAGGAGUGGAGAGACCAGGCUGUGCGGCUCCGUACUGCCUCCUCCAUUCAUCUCCACCAGGGGGCGCUUUUGGCUCUUCUUUCACUCUCAGGCCAACAGCUCCGGGCAGGCCCAGGGCUUCCGCCUGUCCUACAUCAGAGGUCACCUGGGUCAGAGCAGCUGUCAGUCCGAUGAGUUCCUGUGCGGGAACGGGAAGUGUCUUCCUCGCUCCUGGAAGUGCAACGGUCAGGACGAAUGCGGGGACGCUUCAGACGAACGCAGCUGCUCCCCGCCUCCCACGCAGUUCCACGCCGGUGUCUGCCCCCUCGGCUCCCUGCCGUGCACGGAGGCCCAAACCACCCGCUGUCUGCCCGCCGCCCUGCGCUGCAACGGCGCUCCGGACUGCCCCGACAGAACCGACGAGCUGGGCUGCCCCGACACUUCCUGCGGGAAACACCUGGGGAACUUCUACGGCUCCUUCGCCUCUCCGGACUUUUUCCGAGUGAACCGGAGCGCGGCGUCUGAGCUGAGGUGCUCGUGGCUGCUGGACACCCAGGACCCCAAGCCCAUCGUGCUGCAGCUGGAUCUGCAGCUGGGGCCCCGAGAUUCUCUGCACGUGUUCGACGGGCCGCUGCAGAGCGCAGAGCACCUCCUCCAGGUGCUGUCGCAUCACAACAACCGGCGGCCGGCGCAGCUGGAGUCCAGCAGCGGCCAGAUGAGCGUCCUGUACAUGGCGCAGCCUCACAGCCCGGGGCGGGGCUUCAACGCCACCUACCAGGUGAAAGGUUACUGUUUUCCCGGAGAGCGGCCCUGCGGCAGCGAUCAGGGCUGCUACUCUGAACACCAGCGGUGCGACGGCUACUGGCACUGUCCCUCCGGCCGAGACGAGGAGGGCUGCUCCAUGUGUCCCGACGGGGAGUUCCCGUGUGACGGCGGCGGCCGACUCUGCUACCCCGCGUCGGAACGCUGCAACAAUCAGAAGAGAUGCCCGGACGGUUCGGACGAGAAAAACUGCUACGACUGCCAACCCGGGAACUUCCACUGCGGGACCAACCUGUGCAUCUUCGAGACGUGGAGGUGCGACGGCCAGGAGGACUGCCUGGACGGGAGCGAUGAGAGGGACUGCCUGGCGGCGGUGCCCAGGAAAGUCAUCACAGCGGCGCUGAUCGGCAGCCUGGUCUGCAGCCUGCUGCUGGUCAUCGCCCUCGGCUGCGCCCUCAAGCUGCACUCCAUGCGCAGCAGAGAGUACAGGGCUUUUGAGACGCAGAUGACUCACAUGGAGGCGGAGUUUGUUCAGAGAGAGGCCCCGCCUUCUUACGGUCAGCUGAUUGCCCAGGGCCUCAUCCCUCCGGUGGAGGACUUCCCGGUCCAGAACCCCACUCAGGCCUCCGUGCUGCAGAACCUGCGUCUGGCGAUGCGCCGGCAGAUCAGACGCCACUCUUCCAGGCGUUCCACCUUCGCUUCUUCUCGGCGCCGCCUCAGCCGGCUGUGGAGCCGUCUGUGGAGCCGAGAGGGUCAAGCAGCCAGAAGCCAUUCCCUACUCCUGGACCCCCCCGGAUCGACUCAGAUCACACUGGGGCUCCACAGCUACAGAACAGCGGGAGGGGCCGAGGACGAUCCGCCGAGAUCGCGCCGCUCCGCCCGGUUGAACCAGGAGCCCGGCUCCCCAGAGAGCCCGCCCUCACCUCUGUCCUCCCCCUCAGUGGACAGCCCCGAGGUGGGGGGGGGCCUCUCCCCUUUCGAAGACGCAGAAUGGCGCGUUGGAACCCAGAGCCUUUACGAACCGCAGCAAACUGUGAGCCGAAGAAGCCUUCAGAGUCUCUGCUGAGCAGCCCGUGCAGAUCAUCAAGCAAAAGUUUGACUUAAAGAUGACCAGAGUAAAUGUAAAAGUCUCUUUUUUUUAAUAAUAUUAUUUAAUUUAUUUGUCUGAUCAUUCUAAAAACUGUUCAAACCUUUGACUGUAUAUGAGAACUGCACUGGGUAACCCCUCCUCCUGGCUCCUCCUCCAAAAUCCCAAAGACUUCUAUAGAGAAAUAUGCAGUCAUUCUAUUUUAUGAUACAUUUUUAACUUGAUAAUCCUAACUUGUUCUUAGUUCAACUUAUUAAAGUUAUAAAAUGACCAAUUAGAUGCCUCAAUAAAAGUAGACCCACAUUAGGGGUGUGGCCUUUCAGUAACCUCCGUCCUGAGAGUGGUUGCCAUAGAAACUCAUUGAUUUGUACCAAUCUCUAUAGUCUGGUUUAGGGCUGGAAUCGAUUUAAGUUUAACAGAUCAAUAACUGAUUUGUAAACAUGUAGAUCGAUUUAGCACAUAAAGCUAAAGUCGGCUAGCUUGAUGCUAACGUUUAGU
Molecule: messenger RNA, 2737 nt
Organism: Oryzias melastigma (Indian medaka)
Lineage: Eukaryota; Metazoa; Chordata; Actinopteri; Beloniformes; Adrianichthyidae
Gene: lrp3
Product: low density lipoprotein receptor-related protein 3
Exons: 9
Coding region: 140-2218 (692 amino acids)
Cellular component (GO): plasma membrane
Molecular function (GO): protein binding
Source: RefSeq, a predicted model, not a curated record